Messenger RNA from Metarhizium robertsii ARSEF 23, 1290 nucleotides. RefSeq names its product protein-arginine deiminase type-4. The record is from RefSeq and is a predicted model, not a curated record. Gene Ontology annotation, molecular function: protein-arginine deiminase activity; calcium ion binding. NCBI's taxonomy places the organism in Eukaryota, Fungi, Ascomycota, Sordariomycetes, Hypocreales, Clavicipitaceae. Gene Ontology annotation, cellular component: cytoplasm. Bases 1 to 1290 code for a protein of 429 amino acids. The transcript has a single exon.
AUGAUCGAGACCUCUGGAUGCAAUAAGCAAGAUGAGAUUUGGGCUCAAGACUUUUUUGAGCCCGGCUACAUGAGCAUACCGGGAUCCAACGGCCCCGUUAGCAUACAUAUCAUGAUAAGAUCUGCUCAAGACUACCGCAGCGCCGGACGCAAGGUCUUCCAAGACCUGAGGUCCAAUACAGUAGGGGCUGUCCAGCACCUAGCGGGAGGUGUUACCACUGACUCGACAGGCAAUCUGGAGACUGUACCUCCUUACAAACACAACAAGAAGUCGUAUCCUGCCGGACGAGCUGUGAUGGGCUCGGCGGGGAAGAGGCCGUUCAUGAUGGACUUCCUUGACGCUCAGGAGACGCAAGCCCCGAUCGAACUCGACACCUCGUGGCUUGCGGUCCAGCAUACGGAUGAAUUCAUGCAGUUUCUUCCCGUUGAAAGUGAGCGCGGCUGGGUCAUGAUGGUCGAUGAUCCUCGUGCGGGCCUCGAGAUACUCCAAAAGGCUCAGCAGGACGGCCAUGGCAAGGAAAUGGCCGUUUCCCGUUCCAAGUCGCCGACUGAUCGGGCCAAAUGGCGUGUUACUAAUACCAUAGACGAACUGUUAAAUGUCACCAACUUUGCUGGUUUCCAGGAAUCCUGCGCGGGCCAUAUUGAAGAAAAUAUCAAUAUAAUCAAGCGAGAAACAGGUAUUACCGAUGCGGAAAUCAUUCGCAUUCCUUCGCUCUAUCAGGUUUACAAGAGCAAGGUUUGGCAGUAUGCGGGGAAUAAGCCUCGCACCGAUGAGGAAAUCCAAACCAUUUUCAGCGAUAUUUGGCAAUCGGGUAACGGCAAACAACGCCGCCAGGUCCAUGAUCUGGUCCAUGCCCAGACAACUAGGAGGCUCGGGGAGCAACAGGGACAACAGCUAGCGAAGGAUUCCGAGAAGGAUGGUAGCGUCGGAUGGCAUGAUGCUCUCGAAGCCGGCACACCACCCCAAGAGUUGAAGAAUUACCAGCCAGAAACCGCGACAGCGAGGAGCUUAGAGGGCCGUCAAGAACAGGGCAAUGGGCCUGCCGUCGCCCUCUAUCCCGGCACUAUCAAUAGCGUUGUUCUGAACAAUAAGCAGAUUCUCGCCCCAAACCCAUGGGGACCGGUGAUUGAGGGCCAGGAUGUGUUAGCCGCCGCAGUGAAUGCGGCCUACCAGAAGGCCAACUAUACGGUUCUUUAUAUGGAUGACUGGUUCACGCAUCACGAAAAGGUUGGCGAAGUUCACUGCGGCUCGAAUGCCAUUCGUGAACUUCCGGCUGUCAAGUGGUGGUAG